AUGUUACCUACCGUGUUUCUCGCCCUCUCCGGCAGCAUCCUGCUCCCCCGCGCCCGAGCCGACGAAACACCUAUCCUCAGGAGCGUAGGCUCCCUGCUGUCCUCCAGGGGCUCAUUCUUCGGUCUCCCAAUCAACUUCGCCGCCGUCGGCGUAUCAUGCGGCGCCGGCAGUGUGGUGUGCAACGACCACUGCAUGCCCAUCGGCAGCAACUGCUGUCCCGUCGAGGGCUACUGCGAAGCUAACGCCUACUGCUCCGGGGACGGAUGUUGCCCGCGUGGUAAGGUGUGCUCCGGGCCUCCUGCGAAAUGCGGCGACAAGCAAGUGCAGUGCGGCCUCUACUGCAUGCCUGAGGGCAAGGUGUGUUGCUCGAAUGGCGAACACUGCGAUGCCGGCAAGACGUGCGUCCCGGGCGGCUGUUCCGACAAUGGUAGUGGAGAGUGCGAGGACGGAACGUUCGUCUGUGGCUCCAAGUGCAUCCCCUCCGGCAAGGUGUGCUGCUCAGAUGGAAGAUACUGCGAUGCCGGGGAGACGUGUACCCAGGAUGGUCUUUGUUCGAAGCCUGGCGGAAAUAGUACCAUUACCGGGUCUUGUGGUGCAGGAAAGGCCGCUUGCGGCACCAAAUGCAUGCCUCUUGGCGCAGUGUGUUGCUCCAGCGGAUACUGCAGCGCAGGCGAGACAUGCAACGGGAGCGGAUGCUGCCCGUCCGGCAAGGUAUGCUGCCCCACUGGGGGAUUCUGCGACGCUGGAGAGAUAUGCGCCGGAGAUGGAAAAUGCGGCAAGAACAGCAGUGACGACAAGCCGUGUGGUGCAGGACGCGCCGCUUGCGGGAAGGACUGCAUGCCUCUCGGCGCCGAGUGCUGCUCCGGGGGCGGGUACUGCGACGCCGGGAAGAAGUGCCACCUCGACGGCUGCUGCCCGAUUGGCAAGCGUGCCCCGGACGGCCGCCCGUACAACGACCUCGAGCAUACCACAGACCACGAGGGCCGCCCAGGAAACACCGCCGCCGAUGUCGCCGAGGACCACGUUUGCUGCCCUGGGAACGUCAUAUAG
Molecule: messenger RNA, 1050 nt
Organism: Colletotrichum higginsianum IMI 349063
Lineage: Eukaryota; Fungi; Ascomycota; Sordariomycetes; Glomerellales; Glomerellaceae
Exons: 2
Coding region: 1-1050 (349 amino acids)
Source: RefSeq, a predicted model, not a curated record